Linnemannia hyalina is the source of this 2763-nucleotide messenger RNA. The record is from the annotation of a GenBank genome assembly. NCBI's taxonomy places the organism in Eukaryota, Fungi, Mortierellomycota, Mortierellomycetes, Mortierellales, Mortierellaceae.
AUGUCCAGGAGGACGUCGUCGUCAGUGUCGUCGUCGCUGUCAGAAUGGCAUCAGCUUGCACACAGCAACAACCUUCUUCCAUCGAAUCCUGCGCUCCCUGUACCUGAACCUGUUGCAUAUUUCGCCCCUAUACCUGCCCCUGUUCCUGCAAUUCGACAGCAACAACAAAAGAACAAGCACAAGUCUCAGACAUCGGAAAUGGACGGACAAAUACUCCCGUUUCCUUCACGACCUAACUCCUUUGCUUCUUCGUACCAACCCGUCAUGCUUUCCAGGAAGAACAGCCAACAUUCGCAGCAACAGCGCCAACUCGAUCCAGGGACAGUGGCGACGACGACCUUGACCUUGACGAACCAUGACGGCGGCAACAACCAGUAUGAGGAGUCUAAUGCGGCCUUUGAGCGGAUCUGUUCGCUGCUGAACCAUUUGAUUACGGACGCAUCGACUGCCGUUAGUACUGCAGAUGACAAAGAUUCUUCUAGAGCUGCUGUUGCUCCCUCAAUUAUUAUCCCUCGCUACUUGCCUAUGGUCAACAGCGAGUCCGAGAACUCGGACGAGGAAGCUGGAGGAGUGUCAUGUCUGGAAGGAGGGGAGGCGAUGACGACCACCAUCGGGGAUGAUGGUAUCGAUGGAGGAGAGUCUAUGUUCAUUGGCGAGCCAGAGUCACCACGGAACCAGAUCCGCCGGCGGAUAGAUGACUCGAGGAAGAAACGAUUGGCACGGAACAGGACUGGGAGCUAUACGGCCGACCCUUCGAAGCGGACUAGUCUUUUCCUGGAGCUUCAAAACUUGCAAGUAGAACCGGAGGACACCCAACAUCUGACAUCACCAGUUCUUGGCAAGCCGGGUGCCGACACUGAAGGCAGUAAGCGUCAUCGAACAUGCAGUAGCAUCCACUCUCCUGGUAUUGGCAUUGGCGCUGGACGGACUUCUCUGGACGCAGCAAUAACAGCCACGCUAUUCUCGCCGACCACCCCGAGCAGCAGAUCCUUGGACUUUGAGCUCUUUGACAGCGAGUUGGGGUCCCCCGUAACUCUGACGACCCCUCGGCGUCGGGCCUCCUUUCCGCCCAGACGAAGCGACCAAAUACAGAUCCAGCGUGCAGAGGAACUCCAACGGGUAAUUCAGCACGUGGAUGCCGAAUUGGACAGGACGGUCGAGACGAUUGACGAUCUGACAAGGGAUUUGAUGGCGGUAUCUACGCAUCAGAACUGGAUGAAGACCCAUUUGGAGCGGACACUUGGGAUCCAGAGUCCGCUGUCGUUGGCUGAUUUUCUUCAAAAGGAUGACGACGACAACGCGACUUUUACUAUACCAGGGGUGACAGGAACAAGUCCAAUGAGUCCUACUAGUUCGACGAGUCCCCGGGGACGGCUUGAGCAGAUGGAGGAUAUUAUCGGUGCCACCAAGGCCCUGCUGUCGUCCAGGGAGUUUGCUAAAUACUACCAAGUGCUCGAGAGGGUCCGGAUCAUGGAGGAGCAGGAGGACCGUGAGGAACACAACGAGCGAGGUGGCGGUGAAGAAAGUGACCUGUUUGGAGGGCGUGUGCAUAUCGGCAGUAAUAAGCAGCAGCGUCUAUCAGGGUCGUCAUUCACUCUCACCAACAGCUCCUUCCGACAUUCGGCUUCAUCGACACUUUCCCUGGAGACGCAGUUCGGAUCGUACGCCGAUUUCAAGGAUGGGGCGCCUUUGAGCAGCGGCAGUCGACCCUCGAUCGAAUGGAGUGACCGUGUUGGAAUCCAUUACAGUAGCCAUGGUCAUGGCCUGAUCCAGGAAAAUGUCCAUCCUCUUACCGCAGCACCUUCCCUUGUUCAUCAACAACAACAGCAAGGACCAGGAUCUCUUUUGGAGCUAUCGUCGAGUCGAGGACAAAAACCCAUGGCCGAGCAAUCGGGGAAGCGGGAGCAGGAGCAGCAAAAUGUCACGGAUGUCAGUACUCUUCUUCAAGCAAAAGACAGAGAAGUCUCCGUAUCACCGGACGAUGCGACUCUGGCUAUCGACAAGCUGAUCUUGGCAUGCACACAUCUCAUCCUGCUCCUAUUCUGGACAGUGGCGCUCAUCCUGGGAGUCGUCAUCACAGACGGGUUUAUACUCGACAAUGCUGGACGGCAUCUUAUCACCUCGGUUGAGAUCCUUCAGAGCCACUUUACUAUCCGCGAUAAGGACCCUUUGCUCGCGGAACAAGUACGGGAUGGAGAUGCAACUCUGGAACAGGACCAAGAACAGGAACAAGAACAAGAGGCAGCGGUACCUGGAUCUGCUCCAAAGUCCAUUCGCCCCUGCACCGCCCGCCGACGCACAAGACCUUCGCAGCGCUACCACUCCCACACUCAUCACCACCACAAACACCUCCACCGUCGCGGUCUAUCGUCCAUCUUCCCACAAAUCAACGCACCAUCCGUCUUUGGAGGCAGUAUCGGUGGCCAGUUCUACAACUCGCCGUUCCUUGCCAGUUCGCGCUAUGGAGUCGAUAUCUCGCAAAAGGAACCACGCACCAUCCAGUUAGGUCCCUUGUCUGUCGCCCCUGGCUCCGCAUCUGUCUCUGGCAACGGCAACGGCACAAAGACGACAAUGGCUACGAUGCUGGCCCCAAUCCUGGCAGUAUCAUUCUCGUCGUCCUGCUCAUCUACGGUCGGACUUCUCGAGGACUCGGAGUUGUCCAUCUCAACGACUUCCUCGUCUGCCACAUUGUUGGACUGGCUCGACUCUACUGCGGCCCCUACAGAUAAGGAAGAGGUCCAAGCAUUUGCUGAAAGUACAUAA